AACAAGCUACUAGAGGGAGAGUUCCUUCCAUCCAACUUGCAUUCAAGUGUUAUUUUCAUCUGCCGAUUGUCGAAUUCUGAGACCAUUGAAGACAUGCCGAGAUCCAAGGUUUUACAGUUUCUGUCUGCAGUAUCCAGAUCGAAGUUUUCAGUGCCUGGUGUUUUAUUUCAUGCACGUUGUGGAUCGUUGAUAUUGUUUCAAAAAGUUUCGGAAAGCAGUUCUGUUUUUAAUUGUUGUCUCGGCACCCAGCAUUCAUCAUUACUGCAUUGUUCUUCAUCCAAACAAAAUGUACUCGAUGAAAGUUUUCGCAACCGCAGAGACAAACAUGCCGUAAAAUUGACUCCGUUUCCCACUCCACGGUUUCCCAGAGCAACAUCUCCGGCCAGUAUCUUGGUUUCAUUUCCCUACUUCACAUGUGCCCGUCUGAGGGAUAAAGAUUCUUCAGCAGAGCCUACCCCUUACCUGGAUGGACCGACCUUAUUAGAAUGUAGUACUCCACAAGCUGCUGUCAAGUGGUGGAAUGAUUCAUUUUUAAAAUGGGGUGUUCCAGAUCCUGAGGUGUCAGCAGAGUUUAUUGUGGCACACGUUCUGGGAUUCAAACAGUUCCAUGAGAUGUUAUGUCAAAGGUCACAGGGGUUGUUGACUGGGAACGAGCUCGACCAGAUCAACAAGUUAUGUAACAAGCGAAAGGAGAGGGUACCAGUCCAGUAUAUUGUUGGCGAUUGGGAUUUCCGAGACCUUGAGAUAGUCGUCAGACAACCUGUUUUCAUUCCUAGACCAGAAACUGAGAUGCUUGUUGAUGUUAUAGUGGGACACUACUCUGUUGAUGAGGAACUACAUUUUCUUGAGAUCGGGAGCGGUAGUGGAGCGAUCAGCAUCUCCAUCCUCAAAGAACUGCCUUGUGCUCGUGUAACUGCAAUUGACUGUAAUGAGGAAGCUGUGAAACUCACCAUAGAGAAUGCUAUCAGACUAGGUGUACAGGACAGACUAUCAGUCCACUGUGCUACCAUGAUCUCUGAACUGCCCAAUUGCCUCAAAGGGUUCUCUUUUGAUGCCAUCGUUAGCAAUCCUCCAUAUAUACCAACCCAAGACAUGGGCAAUCUGGAUCCUGAGAUAGUUCUAUAUGAAGAUGAGCGAGCUCUCUGUGGAGGGUCAGACGGUCUGGAUGUAAUCAGAGACAUUUUGUCUAAUGCAAGACAUCUUAUGAAGUCUGGGGGUUUCAUUUGGUUUGAGGCAGACACCAGACAUCCAGAAGGAAUCCAAGAAUGGCUGAGGAAUAACCGAGAUACCUGCGUUGAGUUUGUCAGAACAUUCCAAGAUUAUAAUGACCGGUCCCGAUUCUCUCAACUGAAGUACCAACAUCCUACAAACAAGUGACUUUAAAUGAAGGGGUGUGCGUUAGUUUAGAUGAUCUUUCUGUUUAGCAUUCAGCAGCCACCACCAAAAAAAGGGGGGAAACGUCAGAGCUUGGCCACGACACCUUGCAUGUCAAGACAGGUGUCAAAACUGGGACCCAAACCCCGACAUCGUUAGUCAGAAACACCAGAGCUUGGCAACGACACCUUGCAUGUCAAGACAAGUGUCAAUACCGGGACUCGAAGCCCGACUCUGCUGGUCAGAAACAUCAGAGCUUGGCCACGACACCUUGCAUGUCAAGACAGGUAUCAAGACCGAGACUCAAACCCCGACUCCGUUGGUCAGAAACACCAGAGCUUGGCAACGACACCUUGCAUGUCAAGACAGGUGUCAAGACCGAGACUCGAACCCUGACUCUGCUGGUCAGAAACAUCAGAGCUUGGCCACGACACCAUGCAUGUCAUAAGCAAAGCACUCCAGCAUGGUAGCUUCCAAAUGCUGUAUAAAUUUGAUCUCUGUGAGAAGCAUCUAUCAGAUAUUUUGGAGUACAACAAAACAUCACAUCCUUAUCUGUCAAAUGUCCAUUCUCUAAACACGAGACAAAAUUAAACGAUCAAAAUAGUAAUAUCAUCUCUCUAUGUCUUCGUUUGGCAGCUGACUAUGCAAUAGUUUGGUUUUAUUAUAUUUUUCAUCAGUCACAUAGGAAAAAAUGGUGGCAUUAUUUUUAAAAGUAAAAUCAUUCAUACAUAACGUCCAUAGUAAUAUAUACAUACAGUAAAGAGGAUAAUAUCGCAUGUGGAACAGGCUAGAAAACUUUGUACAUAGGUGAUGAAAUUCAUGACGAGUGCUUUGCACAUCGGGAAAUAAAGACACAUUCUAAACAAUAUCUACAGAUUAGGCGACUAGAAUUUUAAUGAAAGUGGUGCAAUAGUUACGAGAAGUUCAACAUGAUUGGACUAUAAAAAAAAUUACUUAAAAAAAAUGGAUUGUCUUUAAUUCAUCUCGCUACAGUAAUGUUUGAAACUCAUGUUUACAUUAAGGCCUUUGGGAAUAUUUGAUUGUUCUAUAAAAUAAAAUUGAUGUUUUAAAGUGUAUAAUAAUUGCAAUUCAUUUAUUAUGUUGUCACUAGGAACGUGUAAUAAGCAUUUUACCUUUGUAUUUGACAGUUAAUACUACUUACAGAAACAAUGGCUCCCCCAAAAGCUUUUCAAAAUGUAGUCCUCUGUUAGUGUUUUGUUUUUCCUUUUAAAAAACUAAUUUCUACACCGGUACCAAUUUUAAAGCAACGCCACAGGCCAAUUUUAUGGGAGUGGAAAACUACUCCACAAAAUCAGUCAACUUUACCAAAAUGUGAAGCAGAUGGUUUUGACACGAGGCCCCAGAAUAUUCAAGUCACGAAAACAAAUCACCGGGCGGAGGGUCAUAGCUAGAUCUGAAACAAACAUUUGAUAUUUCAGCAGGUACCUUGUAAAGUAGUGCCGGCCAGUCAAUUUGUUAGUUACUCCUAAUGAUUUCAUUAAAUGAGCUUUUAGGAACAUUAUCCUCAGCGCUAGAAGUGAAUUAUUUUGAUAGCCGAGGCAAAUAACUGACAUUAAUUAAAUACAUGGAAAUUUGCAUCGGGGAUAAAGAAUAAUUGUGGUUAUUACCCAUUUACACCGAUGUGUGUUAGCACUGUGUAA
Molecule: messenger RNA, 3035 nt
Organism: Asterias rubens (European starfish)
Lineage: Eukaryota; Metazoa; Echinodermata; Asteroidea; Forcipulatida; Asteriidae
Product: MTRF1L release factor glutamine methyltransferase-like
Exons: 8
Coding region: 94-1377 (427 amino acids)
Biological process (GO): protein methylation
Cellular component (GO): mitochondrion
Molecular function (GO): protein methyltransferase activity; nucleic acid binding
Source: RefSeq, a predicted model, not a curated record